Molecule: messenger RNA, 1085 nt
Organism: Trichoplusia ni (cabbage looper)
Lineage: Eukaryota; Metazoa; Arthropoda; Insecta; Lepidoptera; Noctuidae
Product: protein big brother-like
Exons: 3
Coding region: 183-896 (237 amino acids)
Biological process (GO): regulation of transcription by RNA polymerase II
Cellular component (GO): nucleus; core-binding factor complex
Molecular function (GO): sequence-specific DNA binding; transcription coactivator activity
Source: RefSeq, a predicted model, not a curated record
UCAGAGCGGGCGAUCAUUCAGUGCGUGAUUGUCGCAGAAGCAGGUAGUCGCGCGGUCCGCUGUCGUGUAGCACCACGCCGAGUGUUGCGAACUAACUUGAAUCAUAGUCGUCUGAGUCAGUGUGGCGCGCGUGUUCAGUGUGAUGGUGAACAGUAUCUUAGUGCAUUCCUAGUCGACGUGUAAUGCACGCCAUGAGUGACCCGGCUGCUUUGGCAGGCAUGUUGCCUUUUGACUCCAUUGGACUGUAUGAACAGCCUAAACCACGUUUCAUUUUCAAAAUGCCUCGGGUAGUUCCUGAUCAGAAAGCUAAAUUCGAAUCUGAUGAUCUCUUUAAAAGGCUAAGCCGCGAAAGUGAGGUGCGGUACACUGGGUACCGGGACAGGCCGCCGGAGGAGCGCCAGAUGCGCUUCCAGAGCGGCUGCCGUGAGGGUCACACCGAGAUCGCAUUCACCGCCACCGGCACCAACCUGCAACUCGUGUUCGACCACUCGCCAUACAACAACCGUGGCUGCGACUUUCAGAAAGAGAGCGGAAAGGCCCACAUUGUGUCCCGAUUCAUCAUGAAUGGCGUGUGCGUGAGGUGGCGGGGAUGGAUUGAUUUAGAGCGACUGGACGGCGUCGGAUGUUUGGAAUUGGACGAAGAGCGAGCCGCUAUUGAGGACGCGGCGUUGCGCGAUCAAAUCGAGCGAUACAACCAGAGGCUGCGGGACUUUGAGGACAAGCAGCGGGCGUACCGCGAGCACGGCGAGGAGCUGCGCGCGCACUCGCACGUGCACCAGCGCUGCCACCAGCCGCGCCAGGCGCCGCACGGCUCCCACCCCGCGCAUCCCUCGCACCCGCACCCCGCGCACCCCGUGCACAUCAAGCCACACUCACAAGGAGCGCUCAUUUCCUAAGCCAUCUCCGACAAGUCGCUCCGAACGUAAGUUGACCUAGAAAAGACAUAAUUCAGACUACAAAUAAAUCACUUAAGAAGAUGCCUGUCAUCAUGAGGUUAAAAACAAGAAUCGUCAUCAUGAAGUAGAUGUUAAUUAUCACCUCCUUACGUCAGGAGUGACGAAGCUUAGAAGUAGGGACAAACCAAA